AUGACUGAGUGGUGCGUAGUUGUUAUGGAUAAACCUGGCGCUGAGAGAAAGAAGUAUGGGUCACUACAUGUGACAGGUAUCAAACCAAUAAUCAAGGCAGGAAUCUUACUCUCUGGUGGUCAAAUUAAUGACGAAAGUAACCCGCCAAAGGCUGUUGGUUCCCAUCUUCAAAUUAGAGCAGACACUAAGCAGGACGUUGUAGAGAUGUUACAAAACGACCCAUUUUCUCGAUAUGGUGUCUGGGAUAUUGAUAAUGCUAUCAUAUAUAGAUUGGACUGUGUUUAUAGGGAAAGGCUAGAUCUUACAUUGUGA
Messenger RNA from Maudiozyma saulgeensis, 312 nucleotides. The record is from the annotation of a GenBank genome assembly. Lineage: Eukaryota; Fungi; Ascomycota; Saccharomycetes; Saccharomycetales; Saccharomycetaceae.